AUGUUCCGUUCCUACUCUCGCUCUCUAUGGCAUCUUGCCUCUGGAGCGUCCCCUAGCACGGUCAAGCUCGUAACUCAAACAUCUCCUCGAUUCGCAAUUGCUCCUCUCCUCCGUCAACCAGCCCGUAUUGCCUUCUCCAGCAAAUCCGACAAAGAGAACAAGGACCCUCCUCCUCCAUAUCGAACCAUCGAUCGCGAGGCCGAACGUAAGCGUGGACAAGAAUUGCUAGGGUCAGACCCAAGCAAAGUCUCGUCCCAGAGCUCGGUGCGCCAUGUUCUCGAGGAACCUCAAGCGCCCCCAACCGGCGAACAUGACAUGGCCGGCGAGCUGAAGCAUGACAUAGACAUUGUCAAAGACACAUUUCGAUUCAAAAGCGUUCCCCGCGAGUCGCACAUCCUCGGCCUGGCUGGCACACUGCCCUAUAUGGCAACAUCUCUCUCCACUGUUUUCCUCGCCUGGGAUCUCAACAAGAAGUGGCCUACCGGGAACGCAUUCUACGAUACCAUCUUUGUGGAUCAUGAAACAGCCAAGCACUUGUUGAGCAUCAUCGAGCCCCUUCAGCUGGGAUAUGGUGCUGUUAUCAUCUCUUUCCUAGGAGCAAUCCACUGGGGUCUGGAAUAUGCCGAGAAGCAGCCCCUUCGUGAACGCACUCGUUUCCGCUACGGCAUGGGUCUGGCCGCCUCCAUCAUCGCGUGGCCGACUCUCUUCCUGCCCGUCGAAUAUGCCCUCACCACGCAAUUUAUGGCCUUUGUUGCCCUCUACUUCGCCGACUCUAGAGCCGCCACCCGUGGCUGGGCACCUCAAUGGUACGGCACCUACCGCUUCCUCCUGACUGCCAUGGUCGGCCUCGCCAUCUUCAUUUCUUUGGUGGGCAGGGCCAAGAUCCGCCAGGGAGACUCCCUCAGUGGUCACGGUCUGAGCGACAACUUUUCAAGACCUGGCAUCGCUGAUACCAAGACCAACUGGACCAAGUUGGAGGAGGAGGAGAAGGAGCGUGUGAAGAGAGAGAAGAAGAAAAAGGCCAAGGAGGAUGAGAAGAAGAAGCAGGAAGAGAUGCAAGAAAAUAUGAAGAGCGAAAAGGGCCAUGACCAAGCCAAGACAGAGACCGAGGACAGUGAAAAGGGUGAGGAGAAAAGCGAGAAGAGUGAUGAGAAGGAGGACGCUCAGGACAAGAAGGAAUCCAAAGACCGGGAGGAGAGUGAGAAGAGCAAGGACAAGGGCAAGGGCAAGGGCAACGAUGAGAGCAAGGGCGAGAAGAAUGAGGAGAGCGAAGAGAAAGAGCCCAAGGACAAAGACGAGGGGUCCAAGGAGCAAGAUGACGAUGACAAGCCCAAAGACACCGAGUCCAAGGGCGGGAAGAAGGAAUAA
This is a messenger RNA of Fusarium keratoplasticum, 1368 nucleotides long. RefSeq lists its product as uncharacterized. The coding region runs from base 1 to 1368 and encodes 455 amino acids. NCBI's taxonomy places the organism in Eukaryota, Fungi, Ascomycota, Sordariomycetes, Hypocreales, Nectriaceae. The transcript has 3 exons. The record is from RefSeq and is a predicted model, not a curated record.